Molecule: messenger RNA, 5015 nt
Organism: Myripristis murdjan (pinecone soldierfish)
Lineage: Eukaryota; Metazoa; Chordata; Actinopteri; Holocentriformes; Holocentridae
Gene: sppl3
Product: signal peptide peptidase 3
Exons: 11
Coding region: 520-1671 (383 amino acids)
Biological process (GO): membrane protein proteolysis
Cellular component (GO): cytoplasmic side of endoplasmic reticulum membrane; Golgi-associated vesicle membrane; lumenal side of endoplasmic reticulum membrane
Molecular function (GO): aspartic endopeptidase activity, intramembrane cleaving
Source: RefSeq, a predicted model, not a curated record
UUCAGUGCACAAAAGCAUUUCAGUGCACGUCCUACUUGUAAACCUCUACAGUAGGGCGAUUUUGCGCGUCCCCGUGACUCUCGCUACAGAAAACAAAGCUGAACGUCUUCCAUUACGGCUAGGGGUGCAGGCUUCAGGAAUACACGAAUUUAGCCUGGAUACAGCACUCUGAAUAUGGAUUUACAGUGGGUGUAGCAUCGUUGGAGACCGAGCCUCUUUGGCUAGGGUGACGGCAGGACAUUAGCGAAACCGACGAAAAUAACAUUAGUUUUUUUCUCGGGGUGCUUUGUCUUGGCCACCUAACGAUAGCGAACCAUCACUACAUUUUCGAUUGCAAGAUAUUCAGCUAGUGAUUACUAGCUGGGGCUCGGAUGUAUCACCAUGUUGUCGUCUAAAAGUAACUGCUAGGACGUCUGAUUUUGAAGAAAAGACAGAAAACGUCUUCGAGGUCCCAACGGGUUGUCACUGGGACCUGAAUCUGUGUUAGCCACAGUCGCAGAGCCCACUGUUUUCGGCGAUAUGGCGGAGCAAGGCUACUCAUCCUGGGCUUACUCCCUAGUUGACUCCAGCCAGGUGUCAACUUUCCUCAUCUCCAUCCUUCUCAUCGUCUAUGGCAGCUUCAGGUCAUUAAACAUGGAUUGUGAGAACCAGGAGAAGGAUAAAGAUGGUAACCCCUUGACAACGGGGUCCUUCAAUAACAGCAACACAAACAACAGUAUUCAAACCAUAGACUCAACACAGGCUCUCUUCCUGCCAAUAGGAGCUUCUGUGUCUCUCCUAGUGAUGUUCUUCUUUUUUGACUCGGUACAGGUGGUCUUCACCAUCUGCACUGCAGUUCUUGCAACAAUUGCAUUUGCAUUCCUCUUGUUGCCAAUGUGCCAGUAUCUGACCAGACCCUGCUCCCCGCAGAACAAGAUUUCCUUUGGCUGCUGUGGGCGCUUCACUCUGGCUGAGCUCCUGUCCUUCUCCCUCUCUGUUAUGUUGGUGCUCAUCUGGGUGCUGACUGGACACUGGCUACUCAUGGAUGCUCUAGCCAUGGGCUUGUGUGUAGCCAUGAUUGCCUUUGUGCGGCUUCCCAGUCUGAAGGUGUCCUGUCUGCUGCUGUCAGGCCUGCUCAUUUAUGACGUGUUCUGGGUGUUCUUCUCAGCCUACAUCUUCAACAGUAAUGUGAUGGUUAAGGUCGCCACCCAGCCUGCUGAAAAUCCCAUAGAUGUUCUGUCCAGGAAGCUCCACUUGGGGCCGGGGAUGGGCCGCGACGUGCCCCGCCUCUCUUUACCCGGCAAGCUGGUGUUUCCCAGUUCCACAGGAAGUCACUUCUCAAUGCUGGGAAUAGGAGACAUUGUGAUGCCGGGGUUGCUAUUAUGCUUCGUGCUGCGCUAUGACAACUAUAAGAAGCAGGCAAAUGGGGAAGUCCCAGGGCCUGGUAACAUGUCCGGACGAAUGCAGCGCGUCUCCUAUUUCCACUGCACUCUCAUCGGAUACUUUGUGGGGCUACUGACGGCUACUGUGGCCUCCAGGAUCCACCGCGCAGCUCAGCCUGCCUUGCUCUACCUGGUGCCCUUCACCCUGCUGCCUCUGCUCACUAUGGCCUACCUGAAGGGGGACUUGCGGCGCAUGUGGUCAGAGCCCUUCCACGCCAAGACCAGCAGCUCCCGCUUCCUGGAGGUAUGAUGCACCCUGGGAUAUCCAACCAGCACAGGGAGGACCGCAGAGCUCUGCCCCUUGACACAGGGAAGGAGAGAGAGGGCGCACUCACAGUGAGGCCAUGUUGUCGUCAUCACCUGUUCAUGCUUUCCGCCAAUCCUCUGUGAAAACCCUCAGAAGGACACCAGUGUGUGGACCACAACGCCCAAACACGAUUCAUCUUUGGUCCCUACAUCCUCCCCGUUCUAUCUCCGCUUCCUUUUUUUUUUCUUUUUUUUUCUUUUUUCUCUAUUUCCUCUCCAUGAUAGCACAUCCUGCCCAUGCUGCUUUUGUUUUCCAACUUCCUCUCUUUUCCUCCAGUUCUUUUACCUUUGUAUUAUAUUAGGUCUCAUUUUCCACUUCCCUCCUACGGCCCAUUCCAUUUUUCAGGCCUGUUCUCUCUUUUUUUUUUUUUUUUUUUUUUUUAAACCUCUUUUCAUUUUCUCUGUCUACCCGUGCAUCUCUCUGUUUCACUGACUCGGAUGAACUUGAGAACCGGACGUCCCCCUUUUUUGCGGACCUGUGGUUGUGAGACAUGACUGGGGUUUGUGUGUGUGUGUGUAUAUGUGUAUUUAUAUACAUAUAUAUAUGCACAUACGAACAUAUUUUGUAAGCAUUGUCGUGUUCAUUAUUAUUAUUAUUAUCAUUAUCAUUAUUAUUAUUAUUAUUAUGGAAUGAUUUUAACAAAACAAACAGUGGAGAAGAGGCAGAGUUGCAGCCGCACAGGAAAGAAAAAGAGUCUUCCCCUCCAUCUGUCUCCCUCUUUCGCCCGCUCUCUUGAAUCUGUCAUCCUUCCACAGUGGCUUCUCACCAACACUCCAGCCCUUCUCUGACACUCCCUGCCCACCUCAUUACUCUCUGUUCAUCUGCUGCCCCCCCACCCCCCGCCCCCCACAGAUAUGAUAUGUAUUUUAUUUAGAAAAAUUUUAUUCUUGGCAUAUACAGAAAUGAUGCAUUAUAAAUUGUGAAUGUGUCCCCCCUGUGUUGAAGGGGAGCACAUCUAUUUGUAUAUAUGUGUACACAUGUAUUUGGGGUAUCUUGAGUUUGUAUUUGUGUUUGGGAGCAUGUUGAACAGGGUUGGAAACUAACACCAGCCACCAGCCAAAUGCUGGUGAAUUUGGGCUGCGGCUGGUCAUUUUGCCUCGUAGAGCCGUGAGCAUCCAUCAUUCUGGGCGGUCCUGUUCUAAAGUUGGCCAGCGGGCAGAUUAGCAAAGUGGUCGGUGCAUUUUGGAGUACCUCUGCUUCUGUGGCUGGUUGACGAAAAAGUUAGUUUCCUAUCCUAGUGUUAAAAUGUGUGUGUGUGUGUGUGUGAUAUGAGUGAGACGAGUGAACGAAUGUUUUAUUUGCUUUUUAUUUGAAAUCCAGAACAUAUUAAAUCAGUGACAAUAGUCAGGUUUCCAUUGACCUGGGUGUGUUCAGCAAAACCAGUGUCACUGACACUGAAGACUCUCUCUAAUCCAGAAAUAAACAACAACAAAAAAUACAUAUAUAUUUUCAGCAAGGGCCAGUUUUCUUCUAUCAGUUUUUCUUGGGAUAAGUGCAAAUGUGAACAAGGUUUUUUUUUUUUUUUUUUUUUUCCCCCAAAUAAAUGAAUGUCGAUGUUUUCUCAGACACGCCAUGUCAUUUUGAUGGUAUGAACCACACGUAAAGUGUGGAAAAGGUUAUUAGGCAGAUUAUCCAUGGACUUGUUACAUCUACUGUGUACAUGCCUUGCAGCAAGGUAUGUCAACCCAAAUCUGUGUUUAUUUGUUGCCAUAAAAACACUAAAAGAAUAUGUCGUUUCUGGGCAUGACAUCAUUACACCAAGUUGUUAUAUUGAUUUGACAACAGGAAUGGAAAUGGGGGGGGGGGGAAACACAUCUGAAUCUUUCUGCCUAAAUUGAUGAAGACCUGACUAUUGAAAAAAAUCUGGAUUAAAAACCCAAUGCGGAGGCAACGGUCAGUGGAAUAUAAAGACCUAUACUGUGGUUAGAUCCAUGUGUCGUUAUCUGAAAGAUUAAGCAGCCCCAACAGUUCGGGGGUGCGUCCACAUGGUCCUCGGCACGUGCCAAGGUUCUCACCGAAGUCCUCUGAGCGGCUGGGUAGAUGUGUGUGAGUGCCUGAUCAAAUAACAUUACCUUCAUCGAGUCUGUUUGGACCUAGGGAGGGGAAAGAAUCCAUCACGCCCGUCGAAAGUCAAAACUAGAUCGUAAUCAAUGGACCCUUAGGAGUUACAGCUAAUCCAUAGGGAUGUUUAUACUGUCACCAUUUGGUACCCAACAGUCUUACAGUUUAUGGAUUUUCUUUUUCUUUUUCUUUUUGGAUUGUCAGUCCUCCCACUGUUUUGUGGUGCUUGUCAGUUAAUAGCUAAAGUAUACUGGAAAGUGUGUGAGUGUGUGAGUGAGUGCACGGCUGGAAAUUGGAGAGGGAGAGAUGUAUGGACGAUGCAGUUUACUGGCUUUUUUUUUUUGGUUGGGUUUUUUUGUUGUUUUUUUUUUUUUUUUUUACUUUUUUAUGCUAUCUGGCCGUGCAUGUUAAGUGUACAGUGUCUCAUUUCUCAGACUGCAUUGACAGGGCUACUGCAGUUUUUGAGACUUGCUGGCCUAUACCAAGGCACUGGACCUGCGAGCAGGGCUGCACAGAGGAACGUCAAACGGACAAAGGCUUCAGGUCAGAAAGACUGAGAUUGGUCAGCGCUGACCUCCUCUGACAGGCCUGACUGACUUUCACAAAGGCUGAACAUUACCUGGACACUGUCAAGUUGGGACAUUUCAGGCUGCCCCUCAGUCCAGCUGCCGAAACUUGGACAUAAAGGAACCAGAACCCAACCCUGCCCCCCACCUCUCUAUGGACAUGGCAAGAAUAUAUACAUACAUAUACGUGUGUAUAUAUAUCUCUAUAUAUAUAAAUGUAUAUGUAUGUAUAUAUGUGUAUUUAUAUAUACCUAUAUAAAUAACUGAUGACGAUCAUGGUGAUAACAAUUAAAAAAAAAAAAAAAGUCUUCAUUUUUUAUGGAAAAUUGCUUUCUUUUUAUCCCCUUGUUUGUAAAGAUUUUUUUUUUCUUAGUGCUUUAGUUUUAGGUUUUCCAUUUUAUACUUUUAUUUCCACCUCUUCUCCCCUCCAGCAGAGGGUUCUAGCCCUGUUGGUGCGUUGAUGUUACAGCUGAAUGGAUUCUGUAUAGAAAAAAAGUCAAAUAAAUAAAUUAAGAACUGUGUAGUGAAAACAUGGAUCCUGAAGCGCUUAAUCUAAAACACUUUGUCUCCUUUUAACCCCUUCCUGUGCCCGUUUCCUCUCCCUCCUAUUUCCCCUACUUGUUCAGGAUUCUGCUGUAAAUAAACAUGACUCUAACUGUA